Bursaphelenchus xylophilus (pine wood nematode) is the source of this 1075-nucleotide messenger RNA. The record is from the annotation of a GenBank genome assembly. NCBI's taxonomy places the organism in Eukaryota, Metazoa, Nematoda, Chromadorea, Rhabditida, Aphelenchoididae.
AUGAGGUCUUUUUUGACGGCUAUUUACUUAUUGCUCUCUGCUAAUAUUGCUUCCGCAGAUUGGCAUACUUAUGGUCGUGUUUACAGCCGCGAAUUCCCGGACUUGAGGGGUCAAUACAAAAUUGUGAGUGUCUUAUGUUGUCUUUGUAUGACGCGUACUUAGUUGGAAGUUCAAAAAGGACUAUUAGUGGUGAACAAGGCAGUAAAGCCUAGAGAUUUUGCAUCUUAACGACAAUUGCAGGCAACCCUUUGUGGACAGCCAAGAUUUAUCGAUUAGAAUUGCGAUUUUCUAUGGUAAUCUACGCUGUUAUGACAGCUCCUGCCCUUGAGGUUCGGACCGGUUUCUUGCUAUUAAUAGUUUCGCCUUGUAACUAAAAGAAUUUCGAUAAAGAAAGAAAGCGCUAAAUCUCAAUUACUGGACCUUGUCCAUAGCUCGCAAUUGUCCGCCCGCCCUUGCUAGCUCUUGUAAAGAAAAUUAAAUUUGGGCCUUGCUACAGUGACGGACUUGAUCCAGUGGCAAAGAAGUACCAUCUUGAGAGCGCCAUCCCUCACAAUAAGAGCGGCCGCGCUUCUGACCGGACCUUUUUACUUAGAGAGGAGGCAUUUUGCUACAUUUUUGAUACUUCCCUGAUGUAAAAUGAUACGUUUUCUGCCACUGGAUCAAGUCCGCCACUGCAGUUCGUGCAAAUUAUUUAUCAACCACUUUUCUAGAAUGUCCAAAUCGACUCGGGUGGUGUGUGGAUUGGUCGUUGCGGCGGAAUGCUGGCGAACCUUGAUGGUACGUAUGAUGUGACCUGUAGCCCUGGAUUCAAUGUCUUCGGAGGCAAACGAGUUGCAGUGUAAGUUUUCAAGUGCCAAUAAGCAAGUUUUUGUACUGUGAUUGCUGAGUUUAGGUCUACCUAUAAUCGGCAUGGCUUGGAAGAAAAAUUUGAAAAUUAUUUUACAGCUUCCACCGGCUGGGCGAUGGGAAAUGCCACAUAAAGCUUCUUGAAGGCGUCGACGAGAAACAUGUUGACAUAGAAAUUAGCAGCAGCGAUGAAAAGACGGUCUACGGGUGCUUGGACGAUAAAUACUGA